AUGAGCAUUCCUGGACCUCCGGUUUGGAACGGUGGAGAAGAUUCUUACUUCUUGAUGAGUGGCAUAAAGGAUCUCUUAGGAAUCCCUUCUAGUACGAUGCCCGUCCAUUUCCUGAAAGAUAGUUUAGUAGUUAGGAGUUGCGAGGAUAGCUUGUUUCAGUUCGCUGCAAAAGUGAGAGAUGCUCUUUUAGAGGUGAGAGCAAGCACUGCAGAUCCAGCUAUUAAAAUUGAAGCACAAGCCUUAGCAGAAGAGGUGGGAUCAUACCGGUUCUCUAUUUGUACAGUGGUGUGGUAUGAUAUCCUUAGAAAAGUUCAAACUGUGAAUAAACUUCUGCAAUCACAAUGCAUGCAUCUGAAUGUAGCUGUUGACAUUCUCAAGAAGGCUGAAACCUCCCUUGUUAGCUACAGAGACACUGAGUUUGCUGAUGCCCAGACAUCUGCCAAAGAGAUAUGUGAGGAGAUGAAUGUGGAAGCUGCUCUAAAGCAGAAAAGACUCAGAACUACUAAAAGGCAGUUUUCCUAUGAGGCCCCUGAUGAACCUAUAACCGAUGCCUUGAAAAAAAUGGAGUUUUCAUUUUUCAAUGUAGUUGUGGAUAUGACCAUUGAAUCUCUGAGAGAGAGAACUGGAAUGAUGAGUGAUGUUGCAAAGAAAUUCAGUGUUCUCAUAAACUUCUCUGACCUGACAUCUAGUGAGCUAGAAAAGCAGGCAAAUGAUUUGUGUAAUACACUCACAUCUGGGGAUCAUUCUGAUUUAAAUUAUGCUGAACUGAUUCAACAGACUGUGGGAUCUCCCUCUCCAGACCGUCGGAUCACUGGUAUGGUGCGCCUUGACGAUGACACGCAAAAAGAAGGAUGA
Macrobrachium nipponense is the source of this 855-nucleotide messenger RNA. RefSeq lists its product as uncharacterized. Lineage: Eukaryota; Metazoa; Arthropoda; Malacostraca; Decapoda; Palaemonidae. Bases 1 to 855 code for a protein of 284 amino acids. The record is from RefSeq and is a predicted model, not a curated record. The transcript has 3 exons.